Molecule: messenger RNA, 607 nt
Organism: Oryza sativa Japonica Group (Japanese rice)
Lineage: Eukaryota; Viridiplantae; Streptophyta; Magnoliopsida; Poales; Poaceae
Source: RefSeq, a predicted model, not a curated record
AAGCCUCUUGCCAAUCCAUUUCCUGUCUUUUGCUGAAAUAUCACCGUACGUGUAGCAUUAGCAUAUCAUGUCGUCGUCGCUGCUGCAGCAGCAGCAGCAGCAGCAGCAACCGCAGUCGCCGCCGAGCUUGGUCGGGGCCUGGCUCUGCCAGAUCUCGUCGGGCCUGCGGCAGCGUGAGGCCCGCCGCCGGGGCGGCCACGCCGAGGUUGACGACGAGCAGUCGUCCCCCAAGAACGCCGCCACCGCCGCCGGGCGGAAUAAGGCGGCGAGAGAGGAAGCCAACAACAAGGCUUCAAGCACGGCGGUGACGGCGUCGUGCCGCGCCGGCGCGGCCAUGCCGGAGGCCACCGUCUGCCUGCUCCUCGACCGCUUCGCCCCCAGCUAGAGGUUUCGUCGACGAACGCACGGCGGCGAAGAGUAUAUAUGUCUGUUCGUCGUGCUGCCUGAGUACCUGAUGAUCACUGUAAAUACGGCUUGUCGAUCUGAUGAUAUUCAGAUCUUGCCUUUUCAUUUCUUUUCGAUUCCUCUUUCGAUCCGUUCUGCAGAUGUCAAGCCUGUGUACGUAAGUUGAUGAUAAAUAAAAAUGGAAAAGGGGUGUUGAACUCGA